UGACGUCCAUUUCGGGCUCAAGCAAUGCAUGUGGCUGUGAAAUCCAUCCGGUGAGAAGGGCGCAACAUGCGCCUGUGGCUUCUGCCGCUUGCGCUGGCCGUGCGAGUCGAGGAGGAACUGCUGGAGGACCUCAACGAGGCCUUGCAUCUGGAGGAUGCAGGGAGGGGCCAUGUGAAUCGCACGAGCUGCGAUCCCGGCACGAGUACCCUGCCGCUGCAUUGCGCGGCCAGCAGGGGCGACGUAGCUGAAACGGAGCGGCUGCUCGCGGAGGGGAAGGACAAGGACGCCCAGGAUGAUGAUAGCUCCACGCCGCUUCACUUCGCCGCGGAGUAUGGCCACGCGGCGGUGGCCGCCGCGCUGCUGGCGCACGGCGCCAACAAGGACGCCGCCAACUUCCUAGGCCAGACGCCGCUGCACGAGGCCGCCUCCGCAGGGCACCUGGCGGUAGUGGAGGCGCUGCUGACGGCGGGCGCCAACAAGGACAAGGCGGAUGAGGACGGCAACACCCCCAUGCACCUGGCGGUCUUUUCGGGGCGCAUCGAGGUGGUCCAGGCGCUCCUGGCGCACGGCGCCAACAAGGAUGCGAAGAACGGCGAUAGCAGAACGCCCUUCGACGUGGCCCGGAACAACGGCAAGUCGGAGGUCAUGAAGCUUUUACAGGCUGACGACGCCAGCUGAAACUUGCCGCGAGGGGUGUCAAGGCUAGCGAGCGCCCCUGAGACUAUAGGGGCAGUCGCCAGUCGCAGAGGGGCCAAUGCCCGGCCGGAUAAAUUGAGUCUGGAAAGCUGCCCCAAACUGGGUCUCGUGACGUUUGCA
Effrenium voratum is the source of this 816-nucleotide messenger RNA. The record is from the annotation of a GenBank genome assembly. Lineage: Eukaryota; Dinophyceae; Suessiales; Symbiodiniaceae.